CCCAAAACCUCCAUUCCAAAAACCCUCCAUCUUGCCAUGAUGAGAGUGAAAUUGCCCCAAAGACUACAUCUUCAACCGGUCUCUUGCUAUUCGACUUCAUCAUUCUCAUCUUUAGCUGAACAAAUUUGUCAGAAACCAACACAAUCCCUAACCCAACAUGAACUGAACAAAAUCAACCUCCUACUUCCACGCCUAUGCCUCGCCAACAACAAUAACCAUCUACACACAGCGACCAACCUCACCGUCGCAGCCCUCCUCACAAACCCACCUUCCAAUUCCAUAUCUUUCUCCUUUCUCAUCCACUCUCUCACUUCCCUCCCUGAUCUCACGCUAUCAAAGUCCCUAUUGAAUCGUCUCAAGCACUCCCCACCUACUCACCCACAUCUUACACCCAUCACCACCAAGCUCAUUGCUUCGUUUCUCAAGAAGGGUCGGCCCAUGGAGGCCUUGAAGGUCUAUAACUGGAUGAUUAGGUCAGGCUUUCCAUGUAAAGUGGAGCCAGUAGUGUUUGGGGUUUUGGUAAAUGGGUUUUGUGAGAAGGAGCUGCUUCUUGAGGCUUUGAAGGUCUUGAAGGACAUGACGGAAUUAGGUUUUGCGCCGAACCCUAAAUUGAGGGAGAGGGUUUUCAGGAGUUUGUUGAGGGAGGCGAGGAUUAGGGAGGCACAGCAGUUGAAUGAGGGUUUGCGUGAUUGUGUUGAAGAUGGUGGUGGUGAGGGUUUGAAGAAAGUGAUUGUAUUGUUGGACCAGAUCAUUGCUAAUUGGACAGAAUAAAACAGGUUUAGUGAUGAAAUGAGAGGUGUAAUCAUUCUUGUGAACGCUUUGUUUCUGACCAACACGGCAGCAUGCUCCUCAGGAUGAAGCGUGGAUACGUCGAUUGUAGAAAGAUUAGAGAAAAACUUCCGGCUGCUUGAAAUUAAUUUGUACUUCCUAGAAUCUAUGAUAGAGAGAAAUGUACCAGUUUCACGGAAAAAUCUUGGUACGCUAUCCCAUCCCAGUCCUAAUCCCAUUGCCAAACUUUCCUCAUGAGGAUGUUUCUUAGUUGGUAGCUUUUGUAGUCCAAGUCUUUCUCUGCGUCUUGGGGCAAGCAACCCAUCCAAGUAUAUGCUUCUGCUUCAAGCAAACCAUUCAAGGACGUAGUUAUUUGACAGCCAAGUUUUUUGUCCCUUGGAUGUAAGUUCUGGAUUAAAUUUUAGCUUAUAAAGUUUUUAUUGAGUCACAG
Molecule: messenger RNA, 1219 nt
Organism: Tripterygium wilfordii
Lineage: Eukaryota; Viridiplantae; Streptophyta; Magnoliopsida; Celastrales; Celastraceae
Product: pentatricopeptide repeat-containing protein At1g06580-like
Exons: 2
Coding region: 37-771 (244 amino acids)
Molecular function (GO): protein binding
Source: RefSeq, a predicted model, not a curated record